Sphaeramia orbicularis (orbiculate cardinalfish) is the source of this 1037-nucleotide messenger RNA. RefSeq names its product parkinson protein 7 (gene park7). The record is from RefSeq and is a predicted model, not a curated record. Gene Ontology annotation, cellular component: cytoplasm; nucleus; mitochondrion. The coding region runs from base 112 to 681 and encodes 189 amino acids. The transcript has 6 exons. Lineage: Eukaryota; Metazoa; Chordata; Actinopteri; Kurtiformes; Apogonidae. Gene Ontology annotation, biological process: response to oxidative stress; glyoxal metabolic process; glycolate biosynthetic process. Gene Ontology annotation, molecular function: oxidoreductase activity, acting on peroxide as acceptor.
CCCGCUCCUGUCAGCCGCUCCGUGCUGAGCUUGCCAGUUGCAGCUGAAGUUGCACUCAGAAGUUAGCGUGUUUGCCUUUCAUCCGACAGUAGCAUAACUACAAGCUAAACCAUGGCAGGGAAGAGGGCAUUGGUGAUCCUUUCUAAAGGUGCAGAGGAGAUGGAGACCGUCAUUCCCGUGGACAUUAUGCGCAGAGCUGGGAUUGCUGUGACCGUUGCAGGACUAACGGGUAAAGAUCCAGUGCAGUGCAGCAGGAACGUCGUCAUCUGUCCUGACGACAGCCUGGAGGAAGCAGGCAAACAGGGUCCUUAUGAUGUGGUUGUUCUGCCUGGGGGAAUGCCAGGGGCCCAGAAUCUGGCAGAGUCUCCUGCUGUGAAAGAGGUGCUGAAGGAUCAAGAUGGCAGGAAAGGCCUGAUUGCAGCCAUCUGUGCAGGUCCCACCGCUCUUCUGGCACACGGCAUCGGGUUUGGUAGCACGGUUACUACACACCCUGCUAUGAAAGAGAAGAUGAUGAAUGGAGACCACUAUAAAUAUUCAGAGGCUCGAGUUCAGAAGGAUGGACAUUACAUCACCAGCCGUGGGCCAGGAACCAGUUUUGAGUUUGGCCUGACGAUUGUAGAAGAACUUAUGGGGGCUGAGGUUGCUGCUCAAGUCAAGGCUCCUCUCAUUAUGAAAGACUGACUCUAGCUGUGUUCACUUACACCCUGCAAGCACUAUUGUCCGCUUUAAGUCUGGCACUUCUAAUCCAUUGUAGCUGGCACAAACAGUCAAAGUCAUGAGUGACAAAUCAUUAUCCCCAAGGGACAUAAGGAUGUCUCUGUUCUGAUGGAUUACUGUGCUUCUUUGUCUUUCUGUGUGGGCAGUGAAACUUGUCCUUGCCAUUAUAACACUGAAAUACAACAUGGGUCAAUACUGCACAAACUUCCCGAUUUAAAUUUAAUUUGUUUUAUUGUAGUUUUUUGUAAAGCAAAAUUGCUUAUUCAUUAUAUUGAUGGCUUUGCUGAUUUUACUGUCAUUAAAACUUCAAUGUGAUGAAA